Messenger RNA from Aspergillus aculeatinus CBS 121060, 1482 nucleotides. RefSeq lists its product as uncharacterized. The record is from RefSeq and is a predicted model, not a curated record. The transcript has 2 exons. Gene Ontology annotation, biological process: regulation of DNA-templated transcription. Bases 1 to 1482 code for a protein of 493 amino acids. Gene Ontology annotation, molecular function: zinc ion binding; DNA-binding transcription factor activity, RNA polymerase II-specific. Lineage: Eukaryota; Fungi; Ascomycota; Eurotiomycetes; Eurotiales; Aspergillaceae.
AUGCCGCGCGCAUGCAGUCGAUCUUGUGAUCGAUGCUACAGUAUCAAGGAGCGGUGUUCCUGGGUGGAAGGCUCGAGCCAGUGCAUGCGAUGCUCCCGCCUCGGCUUCACCUGCAGCAAGACCCGCCAGGCCAAAAAGCCCGGUCGACGCGUUCUGUCCGCCGCAGCACUGCAGACCAAUCGCCCAAACACCAGAAGCACCAGCGUACUGCCGAGAGCUUUUCCGUCGGCCGGGCAGAUCAACCUGAUCCACCACUGGAUGUCCAACUAUGAGACCUUUGACCGCUUUCUCCUGGGCCCCGCCUUCUGGCCGCGCCACUGCGCAGCGCUGAUGACGCAUCUGGAGCACUCGCAGUCCGUUCUCGAGCAUGCCUACCUGGCUUCCGUGCUCUCCGCGACAUACUCGGCGGAGAACAGCCGCCACACCAGCCAGCCUCCAGAUGGGCUGUCCACGGUCUACCGGCACGCCUCCUCCGCGCUGCGGAGCCUGCGCGAACUCCACGUCACGGAUCGCCAGCAAGCAUCCACGUGUCUCGUCCUGGGCACGAACAUCAUGCUCUUCGCCAUGUUCCAGCGACCCGAGAACGUCUUCACGCUGUGCCGGCAGACGCUGGUCCUGGUCCGCCCCGUGUACGACACCAUCGACGGGCCCGACCCGGAGGACUUCUUCUUCCUGACGGGUACGAUGAUGCUGGAGAUGGUGGGCAGUCUGAUCUAUGGGGCCGUGCCGGCGCUGAGGUUCCGCUCCCCGAAGUCUCCGGUAUAUGUGGAUCGCUACCUGGGGCUGUCCACAUCCCUCCUCCAGCUGCUUCACCGGGUCGGGGAGCUGAAUUCAUCACUCUCGGUUGCUGUCGGUCCCAAUGUCGCCGUCAACCCUAUGGCGUCGCGAGGCCUCGACGAACUGGAGUCGACAGUCCUCGCAUGGCAGCCCGAUGUCCCUGAAAGCCUCUGCUCGGUGUUCUCGGCGGUCGAGAUCGCACACAUCUUCUGCCAGGUGCAGGCGAUGCGUCUGUGCGCGCUGCUGCUGAUCUACCGUCUGAAGAUCCCCUUCGGGAUGCAUGACACACCUGCGCGAGCGAUCGCCAUCUCAAUCCUCACGCAGUUGCAAACCACACUGUCCGUAACAGGGAAGGCGGUCAAAUUCGCCAUGCUGCCCGUCCUGGUGGCCUGCGUCGAGCUGACGACCCAAACGGAACGAGACGGCUGGCUGUCGCAGGUUCCAGAGCUGGUCUGCUGCUCACGGGCGUAUGGCCUAUUCAUCCAAGGGGCUAUCCGGGCUUUCUGGACGGCCCGGGAUGCGGGGGUGGUCUUUCGAGGGUAUAAUAUCAGCCGUCUGGAUGCUCCAUCAAUGGCUCAGAUUCGGUGCCCAGUUGAAAGAGGCAGUAGAGGCGCUUCUGCUAGGCUUCAUGGUGCCGAUCGCGCGAUCACCCGUGAUCAGCUCUGCGGUAAGAUGGAUAUGGCGAUGGUUUCUAGGGUCAGGUAG